AUGCGGCGCUGGGAAUUGGCGUGGGAUGGACAUGAAGGGCAACUUCAAACUGACGUGUCUGCGUAUGGCGACGAAAAGAAAGCACCGCUGAGUGCUGAGAUAGAGCUAACGCCUGCUAAAGAGGCACAGACGGGCGACAUCGAUCCGGUGAAUGGUAUGGGAGAGAGCACGAAUACGUCGUCUGUCGAAGAGGGAAGCCGGUUCCUUCAUAAUCACGUACCCGCUGGUCUUUUCGCCUAA
Guyanagaster necrorhizus is the source of this 240-nucleotide messenger RNA. RefSeq lists its product as uncharacterized. The coding region runs from base 1 to 240 and encodes 79 amino acids. Lineage: Eukaryota; Fungi; Basidiomycota; Agaricomycetes; Agaricales; Physalacriaceae. The record is from RefSeq and is a predicted model, not a curated record. The transcript is spliced from 2 exons.